Triticum urartu is the source of this 1028-nucleotide messenger RNA. The record is from RefSeq and is a predicted model, not a curated record. Lineage: Eukaryota; Viridiplantae; Streptophyta; Magnoliopsida; Poales; Poaceae.
CGACCAUGGCGGAGGCCGCGGCGGCAGCAGCAGCGAAGACCCUCCUCCCUGGCCUCCCAGAUGAGAUCGUGGUAUGGGAGAUCCUCGUCCGCCUCGACCCCAAAUCCAUCCUCCGCAGCCGCGCCGUCCGCCGCGACUGGCGCUGCGCCACCACCAACCGCCGAUUCCUCCUCGCCCACCACGCCCGCCAGCGCGCCCUCCCCAUCCUCUCCAGCGACGGUGACCGUAACAUCCUCACCUUCGACCACCGGGCCGCCACCGCCUCCCAGCUCCACACCGUCGCUCGGCUUGCUCUCUCCCAGCCCUUCAAGCUCGAGGCCUCCUGCGAUGGCCUCCUCAUUCUCUCCAAGCAUGAAGUUGCUGGCCCUCGCCCGGGCAUCGGCUCUCGCGCCCUCCUCACCGUCUGCAACUCAGUCACUCGUCAGCAUGCCUCCCUCACGCGUACACUGAAGGACUUCAACAUCUUGGGGAUGUACGCAUACCGCCCUACCGGCGAGUACCGGCUGUUACUGCAAGGGACGAGCUUCAUGGACUCGUCUAGUGACCGAACUGGUUGCUAUGUCUUGAAGCUGGGAUCCGAUGAGGCACCAAGGUACAUUGGGUGCUCCAAGACCAAAUUGCAGUCGGCGAUCUUCCAUGCGCCUGUGCGGGUCCGUGAUAGCUUGCAUUGCUGUGACAAGGCCAAGAAAAUUGUUGAUAUAUGGGUGCUGCAGAACUAUGAAAGUGAGGUUUGGGACUUAAAGUACCGGGUUGAUUUGACAAUAGCAGAAAUCUGCGCGAAGUUUGAAGGCCUUAAUGGUAAUAGCUAUUGGCAUGUGACCGUUGUUUCAGGUGAUGGUGACGUGCUCUUGCUGGUCAGGUUUGGUCAAUCACAGAACUGGCUGUUUUAUGUUGACACUAAUGGAAAACUGGUUGCUAGCUUCCAAGACUUAUAUGUUGGUGAAGUUGGCAACAAAAAGAGGCAGAUUCUCCUUCCUGAUUUGCAGGUCGCACCUGACUUCUGGAAGACCUUGGAGCACUACUGGUAG